AUGCAUCGCGACCAGGGGAGAAAUACCUAUGUGUCGAUCGAAUCCCAGUCGGAAGACUACGAGCCUCGCCCGGCCGAGCUGGAGACUCAGACCCCGCAGACCUGCUCGAGCAGGAUGACCCACUUCUUCCAAGCUGCCCUGUGGUGCUUGGCAGGAGGCACUCUGGUCGGCUUUGCGGUAUCUGUCUUGUGGUGGGAGCCCGUCUGCCAGCCUCCGCCCGCAAAGAGCUCGACGGUCGCCCCUCCGCAACAACACUCCCUCCCUAUGCACAACUACACCCGCUCGAGAGUCUACUCUUCCACACGACCCCUCCGCCAACCCCAGGAGGAAUGCAACCCGUUCCUCGAGAAAGGCUUCCUCCACUACAACCCCGCCGACCCCGGCGAUAACACCUGGAGACCUUACUCCCCCGAUUGCAAGCCUUCCAACCUGUUCGAGAGGCUGAAACUCGACCUCCAUUCCAAGCAGGAGAGUUUUGGCGAGAGUGCCCAAGACGAGUUCGCAUGGCUGAGGAACAGGACGGUGGUCCUGAUUGGCGACUCGAUCGACAGAUGGCACAACGUCGAUUUCUGCAACGUGUUAUCAUGGGAGCCGGGAUCGACGGAGAAGGAGCCGCUGAUCUCGGCCAACCGGCCAACACGGACCUACUACGUCGGGGCCGACUCGCCCCUGUCUCCCCCGCCUUGGCACUUCCAUCCCGAGGACCCGCUCAAGCCUCCAGAGGACUGGCCCACCCACGAGCACGAGCUCUUCGCUUUCCAGACGCCUAUCUGGGACGCCGGCAAAAUUAACGCUAAUACCACAAGACCCCGCGUCUGCGAAAUCCCCAAGUACGGCUUCAAGCUCGUCAGUCUCUUCAACUGGGGCUUGGACCCCAAGGAGGGCGGACGACUAUACGCUAACAUCUCAGGCUACUUUCCGCCUGCCGAAUAUACCAGCCGAAUCGAGCACAUUUUGAAGCCGAUCCUGGGGAGCCUAGCGGCCGAGUCGAACAACACGCUAGUCACGAAGCCGGACCUAAUCGAGAUGUCAUCGGGCUUCUGGGACCUUCGCCAGUGGGCAGAGGAGGACCAGAAGAUAGCGGAGGCGCGAGUGGGGAGGAAGAUCGAGUAUCCGAGCGAGUAUGGGAUCGGCUUCAGCGACCUGGACCAGGAGCGGCUGGCGUGGUGGACGGAGCGGCAGAAGAGGGCCAUCCGCUUCGUCUCCGCCGCCUUUCCCCAGCCCCAGACGCCCAUCCUCUGGCGCAGCUUGCACCACACCCAGCCCCAUCAUUGGGUCGGCUUCGAUCGCGUCAACCAGAUCGAUCAGCUGGCCAGGUAUAACAUCGAGAGACUCAAGCGCGAAGACUCCUCCCUCGAGCCCCGGCUGCGCAUCGACGAAUGGGGCGCCCUCAUGCUUGGCCAAGAACACCAUUUCCGCGAUGUGAUGCACGUGCGCGAGCUGCCGGGCGGAGUCUUAUGGGGAGACGUGAUGCUUUGGGAACUGCGGAGGGCUGUCAAGAAGCGCGGGUUCACGUACUACGACUCCGCUUGA
Molecule: messenger RNA, 1533 nt
Organism: Puccinia triticina
Lineage: Eukaryota; Fungi; Basidiomycota; Pucciniomycetes; Pucciniales; Pucciniaceae
Exons: 5
Coding region: 1-1533 (510 amino acids)
Source: RefSeq, a predicted model, not a curated record